GAAAAGUUGCAGGAGCAGAAAAGAAAGUAUAGUUUAAUCAUUGUAGUAAUCCAGAAAGGUCAAAUACAGGAGCUAAAAUGGCAAUCCACGAAGGCAAAGAGCACCAUAACCACCACAACGACAGCAGCCACCAGCCGGGGACCCAUGAACAAAAGAGAGUACGUAUACAGAACAGAUAUGGUGAGAAGCUUGUGGGGAUAUUGCAUGAAACGGGGUCGAAGGAGGUUGUGAUUAUCUGUCAUGGAUUUAGAUCUUCAAAGGAUCGCAUUCCCAUGGUGAAUCUAGCUGCUGCUUUUGAAAAAGAAGGAAUUAGUGCCUUCCGCUUUGAUUUUGCUGGGAAUGGAGAAAGUGAAGGAUCAUUUCAGUAUGGUAACUAUCGUAGAGAAGCAGAUGACUUGCGUGCAGUGGUUCAACACUUCCAGGAAGAGAAACGUUUUGUAGCUGCACUUGUCGGGCAUAGUAAAGGAGGAAAUGCUGUGCUGUUGUAUGCUUCAAGGGAUAAUGACAUACAAAUUAUUGUCAAUAUCGCUGGCCGCUUCAAUCUUGAGCGAGGAAUUGAAGGUCGCUUGGGUAAAGACUUUCUGGAGAAAAUUGAGCAGAAUGGAUUUAUUGACAUCAAGAACAGAAGGGGAAAGACCAAGUAUCGUGUAUCUAAGGAAAGUUUGAUGGACCGUCUAGCAACUGAUACUCGUGCAGCUUGCCAAAAGAUCAACAGAAACUGCAGGGUGUUGACAGUUCAAGGUUCCAUGGAUGAACUUGUUCCUGUCAGUGAUGCCAAGGAGCUUGCAAAGCACAUACCUAAUCAUAUACUACACAUUUUUGAAGGCGCAGAUCAUUAUUUCACUUCGCAUCAACAUGAAUUGGCUUCAGUUGUACUGGAUUUUGUAACGAAUGGGCUUACAGAAUGCAGAAGAGUGCAUAGAUUUAUCCAUUCCCGAUUCUGAUACGAGGAUAGUGAUUAUGGUUCUGGACAAAUGGAUUUUAAGAGAAUCCAGUUACAUGUCUGACUCUGUUGCUUCAUACCAACCGUAACAUGGUUCCUGGAUGACAACAUUGAUUCCCCCCUCAUGGAACCAACCAACGGUGAUAGCUGAAGACUACCUCGAUGGAUAAUGAUGCAGUUAGGGUCUUUAAGAACUAGGGAUUAGUACAUGGACUGUAGUUUACUGAAAAACAUGUUACAGCACAAAAUGUCAAAAAAAAAACGCUGUGCAGAAGAUAAAAUAUAUGAACCAUCUCUUUCAUAUGUUGUUUCCUCAAUGAGUCGAAGAUUCAAUUUUAGUAUUCAGUUUUGCUUUA
Molecule: messenger RNA, 1299 nt
Organism: Coffea arabica (coffee)
Lineage: Eukaryota; Viridiplantae; Streptophyta; Magnoliopsida; Gentianales; Rubiaceae
Source: RefSeq, a predicted model, not a curated record